Messenger RNA from Moneuplotes crassus, 1131 nucleotides. The record is from the annotation of a GenBank genome assembly. Lineage: Eukaryota; Ciliophora; Spirotrichea; Euplotida; Euplotidae.
UUGAAAAUUGCAAUAAAAAUAAAGAUGAUGAAAACUCUUGUUGGUUUUAUAGCAAUUCUUUGUAUUUUCAGCCUUGUAAAAGGAGAUCCAUUCAACUAUGAAGCUCUAAAUUAUGACUCAUUUGAAGCUCAUAACAAGGCAAGAACAAGUCCACAGGAUUUUGCUAAGAUGGCUCAGGAUCAGCUUGAUAGCAAGUUUAUUUAUGAUAGAUAUGGAAGACCUACAAAAUCUAUGUGCUUAUCUAUAGACUUUGUUCCAAAAGCUCAUGUUUGCUACUACUCUUUGACUACACAGGAAGGACCAAAGGCAUGGAAUGAGGCUAUUAAGGCUUUGAACAACGCUCCAUCAGAAUUAAAACCACUCAAAUGGUCUGAAGGAUUAGCUCAAGCAUGUUAUGACCAUAUUCAUGAUUCAGGACCAAAUGGGUUGACAGGCCAUUACGGAAGUGACGGCUCAUCUCCAUCAAUGAGGAUCAACAAAUAUGUUGAUACAACAAUGUCAGGGGAGAAUUUAGCCUAUAGCGAUGCCGAAACAGGCUCAGAUAUGAUCCUUCAACUUCUCAUUGACGAUGGAGUUCCUGACAGAGGUCAUAGAAAGAAUAUUCUUAAUAGCGAGUUUACACAUGUUGGAAUUAGCUGUGGGUGUCAUACUCUCUACACAGAAAUGUGCUGCUACGCUUACGCCAAAGACCCUAAGGAAAAGGAUCCUGAAAGAAAAGCUGAUGUUGCUCCCCAAUUAAAGAGAUGCGAGGAUUACACUCCUAGCACCAGAGGGACCACUUCCGACAAUUUCAAAGUGAAAGAUGCUAAAACUCCUGAGAAGAACACCAAAGAUGCUGGAGAGAAGUCAGAGCCAAAACCAACAGUGAACCCUAACAGUGUGCCAACCCAUGGUCCAGGAAGUAUCAAUAAUUUCGACGAUUUCUUCCCAGGGCUCUUUACUAAACCUUACUCAGGUGGAAGAAGCAACCCUGUUGUAUUUGGGGAUCAUGGAAAUCUAGAAGUGGCUAACCUUAAUGGUGAUUGGGGAGAUGGAGAAUGGACUUGGGACUAUGACCACUACUGGAAUCCUGAUUGGACUUACAACAGUUGGAGUGAAGACCUAGCCCACCCCUGGAAAAAAGUGUAUUAG